GGAGGUCGCAGACUUUGUGGGCGUCUGCCAUGUGGAUUUUCUUUUGGCAAGCUCUCUUACUCCCUGAACUAUUUCUCUGGUCCUUUCCCAUCCUUUAGUGUGUGUGUGUGUCCGUCCGUCCGCGCAGAUGCGUGUCACUGUGGUCACUGUAGUAGGGAGGAGCAGGGAUCAAAUUCCAGAUUCUCCACUGCUUUCGUGUAAGUCAGUUUCACCUUUACCUCACCGGAAAGGUAGGUAGAGGGCUAUUAUUGAUCCAAACGACACCCAGGUGCCACCGGGUUGAGAUAAAGGUUCCUGCGGAUGGGGAUGCUCAGUACUGCUCCCGCUCCUACCCGGAAGACCCAGGCGCCAAAGAGACUAGGUUCGCAAGCAAAGGCUCCUCCUCCUCCUGAAGUCGCUUAGGUCGCUUAGCAACGAAGGACCGGCUAGAAAGGAGCUGUGCUAACCCUCCACAGGCCGGCCCGGCAGGUGCACGACGCCAGCUCCCUUCUGGGGAGGGGGCGGCGGCCUGGGGGCUACCAUGGCCCCCAACCACCUGUCAGUGCGGGAGAUGAGGGAAGAUGAGAAGCCCCUGGUGCUGGAGAUGCUGAAGGCUGGUGUAAAAGACACGGAAAACCGUGUGGCCCUCCACGCUCUGACACGUCCACCAGCCCUUCUCCUCCUGGCUGCAGCCAGCAGCGGCUUGCGCUUCGUCCUGGCUUCCUUCGCCCUGGCCCUCCUGCUGCCGGUGUUUCUGGCCGUGGCUGCCUUGAAGCUGGGCCUGCGAGCCCGAUGGGGCUCUCUGCCUCCGCCAGGCGGUCUGGGGGGACCCUGGGUGGCUGUCCGCGGCUCCGGCGAUGUGUGUGGGGUCCUGGCUCUGGCUCCUGGUGCCAAUGUGAGGGACGGAGCCCGAGUCACCCGCCUCUCGGUCUCUCGGUGGCACCGUCGCAGGGGCGUAGGCAGGAGACUGCUGGCCUUUGCUGAGUCCAGAGCUCGAGCCUGGGCUGGGAGUGUGGGGGAGCCUCAGGCCCGGCUGGUGGUCCCAGUGGCUGUGGCUGCUUGGGGGCUGGCAGGGUUAUUGGAGGCCUGUGGUUACCAGGCAGAGGGAGGUUGGGGCUGCAUGGGCUAUAUGAUGGUUAGAGAAUUCAGCAAGGAUCUGUGAUUAUAGACCAUGCCCACUGGGGAGAUGGGCAUGAAACCGGCACCUAAAGAGCACCUACUCUGUGCCAGGCACUUUAGAUCCCCUCCCUCGGUGAAGAACUGAGGUUGCUGGAUGCACAUGCCCCGCAGUGGACCUGCCAGGUGCAGUAGGGUCUCUUCUUGGCAAACCCCAGGGACCGCUAGCGGUCACCCUGUCCACUCUUUGCCCCCUAGUCUGUAUACAAUGAAAAAACAAACAAACCUCUGGUUCUACAAAACCCCUGUUGUGUGUGUUUUAGGUCUCGAAGGAUAUUUGGGGAGAGUGAGAGGCAGAGUUAAGAGUCUGUGACAGGGAACCCCCAAGGACAGAUCUUCUGGAAUGGGUGGGGCUGGGAGCACCGAGUUUCCAAGCCCAUCUGUUUUUUUACCGUUUGUUAAUAAAGCCUGAGACUUCUG
Arvicola amphibius (Eurasian water vole) is the source of this 1575-nucleotide messenger RNA. RefSeq names its product N-acetyltransferase 14 (putative) (gene Nat14). The record is from RefSeq and is a predicted model, not a curated record. The transcript is spliced from 3 exons. Bases 521 to 1141 code for a protein of 206 amino acids. Gene Ontology annotation, molecular function: N-acetyltransferase activity. NCBI's taxonomy places the organism in Eukaryota, Metazoa, Chordata, Mammalia, Rodentia, Cricetidae.